Molecule: messenger RNA, 2249 nt
Organism: Cajanus cajan (pigeon pea)
Lineage: Eukaryota; Viridiplantae; Streptophyta; Magnoliopsida; Fabales; Fabaceae
Gene: ROPGEF12
Product: RHO guanyl-nucleotide exchange factor 12
Molecular function (GO): guanyl-nucleotide exchange factor activity
Source: RefSeq, a predicted model, not a curated record
UCAAAAAAGAAAGGCUAACAAAAAAAACCACCUCCACCCUUUUCUCAAACUCACCCACUCCAAAAAAGAAGAAAAGAAACUCCCAUUUGAUCGUUACUUUGGCUUCCCCUGGCACUUUCCUUCUCUCCUGCAUGGUCUGGGACACCCCAUGUUUUGUUCUUGCCAGUUUGUACCUUAAAACUUUGACUUUCCUACCAAAUAUAAAAAGAAAAAAGCAUGGUGCGAGCAGGGGAACAAGAGCAGCAGGAAGGUUACAAGGCCAAAUUGUUUAAUUUUAGAGGGAUAUUUGAGGGCACUGGGAGGCACACUAAGAGCCUGAGCGUUGACAUUGCUACCUCAUUGGAACCAACAGAAGAUGGGGCAGCCUCAUCAAGAAGUCAAGGAUCAAGGCCUCUAAAUGAUUUAGAGAAGAUUCCCAAAGCAAAGGUAAUGAGCAAGGAGGAAAUCGCAGUCAAGGAAGCCAAAGACAAGCUAAUGCAAGAGAUGGAACAGAUGAAGGAGAGAUUUGCCAAACUGCUGUUGGGUGAGGACAUGUCCGGUGGAGGAAAGGGUGUUUCGUCUGCUUUGGCACUGUCAAAUGCUUUCACAAACCUUGCUGCUUCUAUUUAUGGUGAACAAAAGCGCUUAGAACCAAUGCCGGCAGAAAGGAAAGCAAAAUGGAAAAAAGAAAUUGAUUGGCUUUUGUCAGUCACGGAUUACGUUGUUGAAAUGGUUCCUUCACAACAAAAGUCCAAGGAUGGUACAAAUAUGGAGAUUAUGACGACACGGCAACGAACGGACCUCCACAUGAAUAUCCCCGCCUUGCGCAAGCUUGAUGCGAUGCUUAUUGAAUGUCUGGAUAACUUUAAAGAUCAAAAUGAGUUCUAUUAUGUGUCAAAAGAUUCAGAAGAUUCAGAUCAAGACAGUGCAAAGAAAAAAAAUGAUGAUAAGUGGUGGUUACCUACCCCUAAGGUUCCCCCAGAAGGUCUAUCUGAUGGGGCUAGAAAAUUUCUGCAGUAUCAGAAAGAUUGUGUUAAUCAAGUACUUAAAGCAGCCAUGGCAAUAAAUGCCCAAAUUCUAACAGAAAUGGAGAUCCCUGAAAGCUAUAUUGACUCAUUACCCAAGAAUGGAAGAGCAAGUCUAGGGGACUCCAUAUACAGGAGUAUAACUGUUGAAUUUUUUGAUCCUGACCAGUUCCUAUCAACCAUGGACUUAUCAUCAGAACAUAAAAUCCUGGAUCUCAAGAAUAGAAUUGAAGCAUCAAUAGUGAUUUGGAAGCGAAAAAUGAACCAGAAAGAUUCAAAAUCUGCUUGGGGUUCUGCAGUGAGUUUGGAAAAAAGAGAGCUCUUUGAAGAGAGAGCAGAAACCAUAUUACUUCUCUUAAAGCACCGUUUCCCUGGCCUUCCUCAAUCAUCAUUGGAUAUAAGCAAAAUCCAAUACAAUAGGGAUGUAGGGCAAGCUGUUCUAGAAAGCUAUUCAAGAAUAUUGGAAAGUUUGGCCUUUACAGUACUUUCAAGAAUAGAUGAUGUACUCCAAGCAGAUUUUCAAAUUCAAUCUCAAAAUCUACAGGGAAGAAGGAUGAGCUCAGUUUCAAGGCCGAGUCCUAGAGAAGAAACAGACAAAGGUAGUGCAGAAGCACCGGGUGCAAUGACAUUAUCAGAUUUCAUGGGUUGGGGUGCCGAUCCAGGUGACUCAGAAAUGAAGAAGCAAGAAUCCUUCGCAGUUACAGAUGAGUUUUUCAAAGACGAUGAUGAUCCAAAGCAACAAAAACUUCCAGCCGUAGUGACCAACAAGAAGGGGUCAUAUCUUGAGAACUUGGGAGUCAUGAGAAGCCCAACAUCGCGUCAUUAGACUCAUAGAGGUGUUUGUUGGAGACUUGAGAAUUGAGACUCUUUCCUUUUGUACAUAGGAAUGAACAUACAAAAUCAUCGGCUUUGAAGCAUUGUCAGAGAGAUACUAUCCAUAUAAGAUAAGAAGGAUUUGUAGUUUGGUAGCUACAGAGAUGGGAUUUUUUGACGAUACCUACCACAAGAUCAUGUCUGUCGUUCCCCGUGUCCUUUUAACUCACCUUUCCUUUCUGUGACAGUGUUAAUGUAGAGAUCAUGCUGUAUUAAUGUCACACCAAUCUGUGUAACAUACAACUUGUACUAGUUUUGCUUUCCAUGAAUUAGGAUCAUCACAAGGAAAUGGAGUUUGUGAAUAAAAUAUGGCCAAUCGGCUCAACUCAUAACAUCAACUGCAUUAAUUAAAAGAUCUUGAGUUUCUAAUUA